This is a messenger RNA of Medicago truncatula (barrel medic), 1750 nucleotides long. Its product is annotated as glycine-rich cell wall structural protein. Lineage: Eukaryota; Viridiplantae; Streptophyta; Magnoliopsida; Fabales; Fabaceae. The record is from RefSeq and is a predicted model, not a curated record. The transcript has 2 exons. Bases 69 to 1538 code for a protein of 489 amino acids.
UGUUGUAAGAACAUUUUCUUUCAUCCUUUUCUCAAGUAUUGUUGUGUUCAGUUUACUAAUUAAAAAAGAUGAAGUUCAAACCUUUUAUUUUGCUGAUACUUCUGUCUGGUGUGGUUCUCUCUGUAGGGAGUGCUUAUGAAAAACCAUCACCAAGCGGAAAGGAUGAAGAGCUUAUGGAAUAUCACAAGAAAGAAUAUGUUAUAAGUGGAAGGAAAUUGAUUUUGGAGCCACUUAAUGGUGGAAAAGAUAAGGUAAAGGGAGGUGGCGACUAUGGUGGUGGAUCUGGUGGCAGCGGUGGAGGUAGUGGAGAAGGAGGUGGGAGUGGUAGCGGUGGAAGUGGAGGAGGUGAUUAUGGUGGUGGAGGAAGUGGAGGUGGUGGUAGUGGAGGAGGAGGUGGCAGUGGUGGAAGCGAAGGAGGAGAUUAUGGUGGUGGAGGAAGUGGAAGUGGAGGAGGAGGUGGCAGUGGAAGUGGAGGUGGUGGAGGUUAUGGUGGAGGAGGUGGAAGUGGAGGAGGCGGUGGUAGUGGUGGCGGAAGUGGAGGUGGAAGUGGCGGAGGAAGUGGAAGUGGCGGAGGAAGUGGAAGUGGAGAAGGAAGUGGAAGUGGAGGAGGUUAUGGUGGUGGAGGAAGUGGAGGUGGCAGUGGCGGAGGAGGUGGAAGCGGUGGAGGAGAUUAUGGUGGCGGAGGAAGUAGUGGUGGAAGUGGCGGAGGCGGUGGUGAAGGUGGAGGAAGCGGUGGGGCAGGUGGUGGAAGUGGAGGAGGCAGUUCUGGUGGUGGUAAAGGUGGUGGCAGCGGAGGAGAUUAUGGUGGUGGAGGAAGUGGUGGUGAAGGAGGUGGAAGCGGUUCAGGUGGCGGUGGAAAGGGAGGAGGCGGAAGUGGAGGAAGCGGUGGUGGAAGUGGAGGAGGUGGUGGCGGUGAAGGAGGUGGAAGCGGUUCCGGUGGAAGUGGAGGAGGAGGAUAUGGUGGUGGCGGAAGCGGAGGAAGCGGUGGUGGUGAAGGAGGCGGAAGCGGUUCAGGUGGCGGUGGAAAGGGAGGAGGAGGAUAUGGUGGUGGCGGAAGCGGUGGAAGCGGUGGUGAAGGAGGUGGAAGUGGUUCAGGUGGCGGUGGAAAGGGAGGAGGAAGUGGAUCAGGUGGUGGUGAAGGAGGUGGAAGCGGUUCUGGUGGAAGUGGAGGUGGAGGAUACGGUGGUGGAGGUAGCGGAGGAAGUGGAUCAGGUGGUGGUGAAGGAGGUGGAAGUGGUUCUGGUGGAGGUGGAAGUGGAGGUGGAGGAUAUGGUGGUGGAGGAAGCGGAGGAAGUGGUGGUGGAAGUGGAUCAGGUGGUGGUGAAGGAGGCGGAAGCGGUUCUGGUGGAGGUGGAAGUGGAGGUGGAGGAUAUGGUGGUGGAGGAAGCGGAGGAAGUGGUGGUGGAAGCGGGGGAGGUGGUGGUGAAGGAGGUGGAAGUGGAGGAGGUGGUAGCGGAGGAGGAGGUUACGGUGGUGGAGGAAGCGGAGCCGGCGGUGGUGCAAGUGGUGGAGAUGGUGGAGGCGAUGGAGGAUAUUAAUUCAAUGGUGACAUCUACAUUCUAUGGCAGAUAUGGGAUUAGAAUAUAUACUCUCUUUAAAUUAGUUUUAUCCUUAAAUGUUUGCCAUAAGAUUGUAUCGGCUUUGUUUAUGUGUAGUACUUAUGAAAUACAGGCUUUGAGAUAUUGACAAUAAUAAUCAAAAUUGCAAAUUUGCAUGAUUCAGUACUUGCAAUAAUUGGCUUUCCAACCUU